GCGGAGCGCACUGAGAGCCCUACUUUCUCGUGAGCCCGAGCCCGGCAAAUGGGCGAAUGAGGAAGGAGAGCAGGGACAUGGACUGCUAUCUGCGUCGCCUCAAACAGGAGCUGAUGUCCAUGAAGGAGGUGGGGGAUGGCUUACAGGAUCAGAUGAACUGCAUGAUGGGCGCACUUCAAGAACUGAAGCUCCUCCAAGUGCAGACAGCAUUGGAACAGCUGGAGAUCUCUGGAGGCACGCCCACCUUCAGCUGCCCUGAGAGCUCACAGGAACAGCCUGAGUGCCCUCACUGGCAGGGUAGUGGAGGUCCUGCUGGGCCUGCUGCCUGUCCCUCCUCCAGCCAACCAUCUUUUGACAGCAGCCCCAAGUUUCCAUGCCGUAGGAGUGUCUGUGGGAAGGAGCUGGCUGUCCUUCCCAAGACCCAGCUGCUGGAGCACCAGAGCUGUACCCAACAGGGGACAGAGUGGGUGGAGCCAGACGACUGGACCUCCACGUUGAUGUCACGGGGCAGAAAUCGGCAGCCUUUGGUGUUGGGGGACAAUGUUUUCGCAGACCUGGUGGGCAACUGGCUAGAUUUACCAGAAUUGGAAAAGGGCGGGGAAAAGGGUGAGACUGGGGGAUCCAGUGAACCCAAAGGAGAAAAAGGCCAGUCCAGAGAUCUGGGCCGUAAGUUUGCCCUUACUGCAAACAUUUUUAGGAAGUUCUUGCGCAGCGUGCGGCCUGACCGAGACCGGCUGCUUAAGGAGAAGCCAGGCUGGAUAACACCCAUGGUCUCUGAGUCACGAGCAGGACGCUCGAAGAAAGUCAAGAAGAGGAGCCUUUCUAAGGGCUCAGGACGGUUCCCUUUCUCAAGCACAGGAGAGCCCAGACACACUGAAACCCCUGCCACAAGCAGCCCCAAGGCCUUAGAACCCUCCUGUAGGGGCUUUGACAUUAACACAGCUGUUUGGGUCUGA
Molecule: messenger RNA, 956 nt
Organism: Grammomys surdaster
Lineage: Eukaryota; Metazoa; Chordata; Mammalia; Rodentia; Muridae
Gene: Inka2
Product: inka box actin regulator 2
Exons: 2
Coding region: 57-956 (299 amino acids)
Cellular component (GO): nucleus
Molecular function (GO): protein kinase binding; protein serine/threonine kinase inhibitor activity
Source: RefSeq, a predicted model, not a curated record